Molecule: messenger RNA, 2789 nt
Organism: Dentiscutata erythropus
Lineage: Eukaryota; Fungi; Glomeromycota; Glomeromycetes; Diversisporales; Gigasporaceae
Source: the annotation of a GenBank genome assembly
AUGUCGGAUUCUACGGUAGAGGGUGGUAAAAAGAAAGUAACCACAUUUAAAUCGCUGGGUGUUAUAGAGCCAUUAUGUCAGGCAUGUGAACAGCUUAAAUAUAAAUUUCCAACAGAGAUCCAAGCAGAAUCUAUUCCAUGGGCAUUGCAAGGUCGAGACAUAAUUGGCUUGGCACAGACUGGCUCAGGAAAAACCGCAGCUUUUGCUUUGCCCAUCCUUCAGGCGUUAUGGGAAGCACCACAGGGCCUAUUUUCUUGCAUUCUGGCUCCUACGAGAGAAUUAGCAUAUCAAAUAUCCGAAUCAUUUGAGUCUCUGGGUUCUAUAAUUGGUGUUAUGGACGAAGCCGAUAAAUUAUUGGAUAUGGAUUUUGGACCUGUUAUUGACAAAAUUUUAAAAGUGAUCCCUAAAGAACGACAUACUUAUCUUUUUUCUGCUACAAUGACAACUAAGGUGGCAAAAUUACAGCGUGCUUCACUAAAUAGUCCGGUUAAGAUCGAAGUUUCUUCAAAGACAUGCAACGAUACGCAGCGUCUUGCGUUAUUAUUAAGAAAUCUUGGGUUUCCUGCAAUUCCUUUACAUGGGCAAUUAUCACAAUCUAAAAGGUUGGGAUCUUUAAAUAAAUUUAAAGCUGGAAAUAGAAAUAUCUUGGUGGCUACCGACGUUGCUAGCAGGGGCCUGGAUAUACCACUUGUAGACGUGGUAAUUAAUUAUGACAUUCCAUCAAAUAGCAAAGAUUAUAUUCAUAGAGUAGGACGAACAGCUCGUGCCGGAAGAUCUGGUAAAUCCAUCACCUUGGUUACUCAAUAUGACGUAGAAUUUUAUCAACGUAUUGAACAAGUAAUCGGAAAGCAGAUGGAACUAUUUCCAAUCGGAAGUAAAGAAGAUGUUUUGUUGCUUCAAGAACGUGUUUCUGAAGCACAGAGAAUUGCCACGUUAGAAAUGAAGGAAGAACAGCAACAAAAGAAAGGAAGUAAAAGAAUUAGAAGUGAAGGAAAUGACGAUUAUAAAGACAGUGAAGAUAGAGAUCUUAUCAUAUCUAGCAAGUUGAGUAAAAAAGCAAAGAAAGCCGUUAGCGAGGACGGACCGAGGCCAGAAAGCCCGGUGCUUCAAGUUGUAAGAUUUUCUUCUGCAAAUCAAAAUAAUCCAAAUGAAUCUCUGCAAUCCAGAGUAAGAGUGGCCUUUUCUGACGGACAGGAACUUGUAUCAGGAAUUAUACCUGUUAAUUUACUGAGGAGUAUAAGUGGGGGCCGUCUUGAAAGAGGUCAACUACUCAGGCUGACUCACUAUAAUUGUAGUAUAAGUCAAAGCACCAAAGGGCAACAACCCCAAAAAGUAAUAGUUGUCAGUAAUUACGAAGUAGCUAGCAGCGAACUACAACCUAUCAUAGGUAAUCCAUUUCCUGGACAAGACACUGUCACCGAACGUUCUCGACCUUUGGCUCAUCCGAUCCCUCAACCUUCGGCACCACCAAAUCCUCAACUUCCUCAACAGCCUGCUCCAACGUUUCCGCGAUCUGUCCCUGGUAUCCAGCAACAAAUGAGACCACCUACACCUACUUUUAACGGAGGAGGUAUCAUGAGAUCCAGUUCCAAUGAUAUGCGGCGAACAUCAACAGGUCUCGCUGAUGAAGGAAUUUUCCCUAUCAAUUUACUUAGUCCAUAUCAUAACAAGUGGAAGAUUAGGGCCGUUGUUGGCUCAAAAUCGGACAUCAAACUUUGGCAAAAUCAAAAUGGUUCUGGAAAAUUAUUCAAUUGUACUCUAUUAGAUGAAAGUGGUGAAAUAAAAGCGACGGGUUUUGGACAGCAAGUAGACGCCUUUUACGAUAAAUUGGAGGAAGGAAAGACUGGAUCUAUAAUUGAGGAGGUUGCCAAUAAGAAUCCAACCGAUCUUAUAAAGUUUGAUUUUGUUCGAAUUGAAAAUAUAACACAAUAUGAAAAGGAUAAUACCAUCGAUGUUAUAGGCAUGGUCAUUAACGUUGAUGACAUUCAACCAAUAACGACCAGAACAACACAAAAGAGUAUUAACAAGCGUGAUCUUACCAUUGUCGAUCAAAGUGAAUGUCAAAUCACAUUGACAUUGUGGGGUCAAACUACAGAGAAAUAUGGUCCUUCAUUAUUGAAUACGGUUAUUGCCUGCAAGAACGUUCGAGUAGGCGAUUUCCAAGGACGCACUUUAUCAGCUUUCAAUGGUACUACAUUGCUCACCGAUGUCGAUAUUAAAGAAGCCAGAGAAUUACGCGAAUGGUUCUCAAUGUUAGAAAACGGCAAAUCUUUUACAUCUUUAUCUUCAUCAGGUUCUGUAACAAUAGAUAGAAAUGAGCCCAAGAAGUCUUUAAUUCAAGUUAAAAAUGAAAAACUUGGAAACGGGGAAAGAGCAGACUACUUUUCUACAAAGGCUACAAUCUUAUUCAUAAAAAGGGAGGGCAUAUCAUACCCUGCAUGUCCCACCUGUAAAAAGAAAGUACUUGAGGAUGGAGAUGAGUGGCGAUGUGAAAAAUGUUCACGAAACUAUCCAGAACCUGAUCAUAGGUAUAUAAUGACGGUCAGUGUGGCUGACUUUUCAGAUCAUGCUUGGUUUCAAUGCUUUAAUGAAGGUGGUGUCAAUGAAAGCGUAGAUUUGUAUGAGGAACGGUUUGACAAAUCAUGCUUGAAAUCAUUUGUGUUUCGAUGUCGUGCUAAGACUGAAAUUUAUAAUGAGCAAACUCGAAUUCGGUACACUGUAACGGGAAUAGCACCAAUUGACUACGUCGCACGGACUCGAGAUUUAUACCAGGCUAUAGGCCAAAUGGA